Molecule: messenger RNA, 1911 nt
Organism: Penicillium manginii
Lineage: Eukaryota; Fungi; Ascomycota; Eurotiomycetes; Eurotiales; Aspergillaceae
Product: FAD-dependent oxidoreductase
Exons: 3
Coding region: 1-1911 (636 amino acids)
Molecular function (GO): oxidoreductase activity; FAD binding
Source: RefSeq, a predicted model, not a curated record
AUGGCGCCCCCUUCAUUUGCGGCGGCCGCUUUGCUCGCCCUUUCUCUUGUUGCCCCUGGAAGUGCUGAGUCGGCUAUUACCCAAGUUUCCGUCGAGUCUACCUCCAAUGCCCCUGUUUUUGACAGCGAGACACUUCAAGUGACCGAUGCGUCUUUGUCGACUCUCAACAAGAAUCAGUCGGCUUACUUUGCCUUUGCCAAGAACGAUAGUUCUCUGCAAACUCGCACAUUUAGCAAUGGCUGCAAGGUCUUCCCCGGAGACUGGCUCUGGCCCUCGAACUGGGUCUGGUCAUUGUUCGAUGACUUUCUGGACGGUGCACUGAUCAAGACGGUGCCAUUGGCUGCUUCAUGCUACAAGUCAUGGCCCCAAUACAAUGCCGAAACGUGCGAGACUCUCACUUCGGACUGGACUAACUCCAAUAUCCACGCCGCGGACCCUGCCUCUGUGAUGUGGCCUUUAUUCGAGGGACGCAGCUGUCUGCCUACUACUGAUUCAUCUGCCUCUUGCACUGUUGGUGGAUACAGCAGCUACGCUGUUAAUGUCAGCAGCGUUGGUCAAAUUCAACUGGCUGUCAACUUCGCUCGCAAUGCUGGCCUGAGACUCGUUGUUAAGAACACUGGUCACGAUUUCAAUGGAAAGUCGACUGGAGCCGGUGCCCUGGGUAUCUGGACCCACAAUCUUAAGGAUAUCGAUUAUAUCCCGCACUACCGUAGCUCGGGCUACAACGGUCCCGCUGUAAAGAUGGGUGCCGGUGUUCAGGCUCACGAGAUUUAUGAAAAGGCCAAUGAGCUUGGUUUCACUGCUGUUGGCGGAGAGGGCAAGACUGUCGGUGUUGCCGGAGGUUACGUCCUUGGAGGUGGCCACAGCCCCUUGUCUUCCAUCUAUGGUCUUGCUGCUGAUCAAGUCCUUUCUCUCGAUGUCGUUCUGGCCAACGGUCGUUUCGUUACCGUGACCGAGGAGAACAACCCCGAUCUUUUCUGGGCUAUCCGCGGUGGUGGCGGUGGUACUUUUGGUGUUGUCACCUCUGUUACCAGCCGAGUCCAGCCUAAGGUUGGCGUGACCGUCUCGACCUUCAGCUUCUCUACCGGCACUGAUGUUUCCGCCGAUACCUUCUGGGCCGGUGUGCGCUCGUACAUGGAGCGCUUCCCCCAGAACGCUGACGCUGGCACAUACGCUUACUUCUGGAUUCUUUCCACUGGUACCGAUGCAUUCACUUUCCUCAUGAACCCCUUCUUCGCCGUCAACCACACCCUCGCUCAGUACAACGCCCUGGUGAAGCCAUGGUACAACGACCUCGAGGAUCUUGGUAUCUCAAUCACCCCCAACUCCACCUACUACGACAACUUCUACGAUGCCUGGAUGGCCGGUUUCCCCCUCGAGACCGUCGCCUCCUCUGUCAUGAUGACCGGCUCGCGUCUCUUCCCCCGCUCCAACUGGGAAGACACAACUUCCUUCAACGCCACCUUCGCCGCUCUCAAGGAGACCGUCGUCGCCGGCCACCCUCUCCUCGCGUUCAACAUGAAGGCCGAGCUGGUCAACGGAUACCCCUCCAACGCCGCCAACCCUGCAUUCCGCAACACCCUUCUGCACGCCAUCACCUCUACUAGCUGGACCGACACGGCCAACAACACCGAGAUCAAGACCAACAUGGAAAAUUUCACCAACAACGUCCUCGGAAAGUGGCGCGCUGUCUCCCCCGACGCCGGUGCGUACAUGUCUGAGUCCGAUAUCCUCGAGCCCAACUUCCAACAGGCUUUCUACGGCACCAACUAUGCCCGUCUUUAUAAGUUGAAGCAGCGCUACGAUCCUACCGGUCUUUUCUAUGCUCCUACUGGUGUCGGUAGCGAGAACUGGGUUGUUAAGAGCGAGGAUGGCCUGCCUGAUCAGAAUGGUCGUCUUUGCCGCGCUUAG